Messenger RNA from Ooceraea biroi (clonal raider ant), 1737 nucleotides. Its product is annotated as BLOC-1-related complex subunit 8 homolog. The record is from RefSeq and is a predicted model, not a curated record. NCBI's taxonomy places the organism in Eukaryota, Metazoa, Arthropoda, Insecta, Hymenoptera, Formicidae. Gene Ontology annotation, cellular component: BORC complex.
CAACAUAUUGACGAUCAGCUGUUAGCGAGCGUGACCGCUGUCACCGGUGACAGUUGUUUUGUGUCAUUCAGCUGAUUCGUGCUGAAGGAAAUGCAACGAUUUUGUCACUUUAUUAUUAUCGUAUUUAAAUGUAAGAUGGUUUAGUGAAAAACGAAGUAAGAAAACUGAUCAAACAAUAGUAAUGCAUCCUAAGAAGAAUUAACAUUAAUUUAAAUUUUAUUGUAAUGGUAAUCAAUAACGAUAUACUUUGAUACUUCGCUCGGAGCUGUGUACAACAAUUAUAAUAAUUAAAGAACCGUGUAAGACAACGUUAAAACAAUGUCAAGUUAAUGAUAGAAAUUGUGGAAUCGUAAUACUUUUUGGUCUGGAUAGUUAAAUAAUGGCUGCAAAGAUAUAUCAACCCGAUCAAGAGCUGGAAACAAAAGUUAAAAAAGCAACGGAACGCAUAUCGGAGAACAUGCACAUUGUAGCGAAUGAGCCAUCACUUGCCUUUUAUAGACUGCAAGAACACGUGAGAAAAGCAUUGCCACCAAUGGUGGAAAAACGUGUGGAAGUGCUAGCACUACAGCAGCAGUUACUGGGCAGAUGCUACGAUGUGGAGUAUGCGGUCAGCGCUAUCAAAACCAUGCAAGGAGCUGGAAAGAGCUUCGAGAAUACCUUAGAGUUUAUAAAGAACGCCAUAUUCUUCAAACAGCAGCUCAAGUACGAGGAGCAGAAGCGACACAAGAAGGAUGGCAACAGAGAUUCCGUCUAUAAAAGACUGUCAGCGCACAUACCCACGUUGGAUCACUUGCCGGAUGAAAUAUCCGAUGUCGUGCGAGAAACGGCGAAUCGCGUGGAAUCGAUAAUGAAUCAUGCCAGACACUCAAGCGAGGUACAAAGAUCAGCGACCAUUCACAAUUAGAAAAAACUACAAUAGAACAUUUGGUUUUCUGUAAUAAUCGAUCAUGAUAAUGCAACAAGUUUAUAUAAAUUGCUGUACAUGACGCUGUCCAUAUCAACAGUUCCUUCAUGUCCUUUACAGACACUUAUACAGUUCGCCGAGUUUUCUGCUAUCUUCCAAUUCCAGAUCAUACAGUUGCUUUCCAUUGACGUACUCACAAAAACAGUUUUCUCAUCAUCAAGAGAUAUCCAUGUCAUUGCUUUCAAAGUCCAUGUAUGUCCGGGUAUCACAAGAUAGUGUGUGCCUUUCAAAUUCCACAUGUAUAAUGUGUUGCUAUAAGAACCGGUUUUGGUUGUGAAAAAUCCAUUUUCCACAAAGAGCAAUGGCUGAAAUCCAAUCAUCUUGUAUGAGACUUCAGUGAAAACGAACUGCAGUUCAUUUUAGCAUCAAAGCUUCAGUUUGUUUUCACUGGGGCAUAUAUGUAAUUCAACAUAUGUACAUAAAUAACUCAAUAACGGCUGUUGAAUUAAACACAUUAGUAAAUAAUCUUAUGAAAAAUUGUGAUGGAUGUGCAGGAUCAAGUGGAGUUUGAUUUUCUGGCAUUGUGUACCUCUGUGUUUUGCUUUUAAAUCUAACUACUACUAUUAAUUAUAUUAAUAAAUUACUAUUUAUUUUACAGUUUGUAUUUUUAUUUUACGGAGAUUCUUCUAUCAUUUUUUAUUUUUACGUUUUUGUUGCCAAUUCUGUUUCAACUCUUCACUGAUUCUAUAAUCAAUUGAUCAUUUUGGAAUUAUACAGUGUAUAAUAUUGUUAUAUAAUAUUGUUAAUACGUAAUAAUAAAUGUAAUUAUAUAU